Messenger RNA from Dimorphilus gyrociliatus, 4924 nucleotides. The record is from the annotation of a GenBank genome assembly. Lineage: Eukaryota; Metazoa; Annelida; Polychaeta; Dinophilidae.
CAAAUUUGAAAGUAAAGGACUAGCGCGGCAAAGAAAAAUAGCGGCAAUAUUUUUUGAGCGCUUUUUAAUGAUAAGAACCUUCUUUUUAGGUUUAAAGCUCCUUAAAUUUUUUAACUACCUUGGAAGAUUCUCCAGGAUAAACCUAAUUGUCAUUGAAGAAUAUUCAAUCAAGUAGCAGCAGUUGAUCAGAUUUAUUACUCCUCGUUUCGUGUGAUUCCGAUUUGUCGUGAUGGCUAGCACUGCUCGUUGUAUAGGUAAAGUAGCCGUACUAAACAGUAAAGGGGUUAGAAGAAAUAGCUUUGCCACAUCGGCCUCUAUAAUGACGUUUGGCAGUAAUGAAUCGUGUGAUGUACGCUUGCUAAAACCGCACAUACCAGACUUGUUUUUCUCAUUGAUAAUUAACUACAAUAACAAAACGGCCUAUAUCAGAAAGGAAGCCGAAUCCGAAAAAAGAAAUCUUUUGGUCAAUGACAAACCAAUAAGGGAAGAAACGGAAUACUAUAUUAAAUCGGGGGAUAAAUUUGGGGUGGACGGCGGCUUUUUCAUUUUCGACUUUGAUAAUAAACAGCGAAGAUCGUCUUGUUGCGUUACGCCACUAGAGGAGGAUAUGGCACAAUUCAGAGAUGAUAUUAAAGAUACUCCAAAAGGUAAAAAAGCUGAUCAAGUUGUAACCAAGCUAUCGAAAAAUCGAGCAAUGAUAGAGAGUAAUCAAAUUGAAAGGGUUGAUGAUAACUUCGAUGCAAAAACACCUGGCUUUAAAUCUGUUUCAUUUGCUCCAGAAGUCUCACCUGAGAUAUUUGAUAAACGACUUCCUCCCAAUACUCCUAUUAGGAGAGGAUCGGCACCUCCUCAAAUUGUAGGGAGUGCAUCAAAGAGAUCGUCACUUAAAGCGCCAGUUGCCACGAGUUCGAUUAAUGAUUCUGAGAAUGCUGUCCCUCUCCAUGCGAUAGAAACAAAGCGUCGCUCGGAAAGAUUUUCCAAGUCAAACACGUCGCUGAUAAACCCAUCAUUAGGUUCCAUUAUGGAAUCACCUGUUUCUGAUGAUGGGAACAAUGAUGUAGCUAUAACAGAGAGCGAAUUAGAUAAUCCACAAGAGAAUGACAGCAAGCAAGCAGUUGAGAGGGAAGGAAAAGACGAAGUUGACGAUCUACAACUAGAAAUGACACCAAAAAAGCUAAAAAGUGGACCAACAACACCAAGUAAAAAGUGCCCAAUACCUUUAAGAGAUUUUACAGAAACAUUACAAGAGAAGAGCGAAGGCAAGGUCUCGCCUGAGAUAACCGCAACUAAACCCGAACCCCGAAAAACCCCAGAAAAGCGAAGAUCACUUAGAGUAACAGAGAAGAAACUAAAUGAAGAAAAAGAACUGAAAAAUGAAGAGAAGGAAGUGAAGAAUGAAGAAAAGGAACUGAAAAAUGAAGAGAGGAAAGUAAAGAAUAAAGAAAUAGAACUGAUGACUGAGGGAAAGAAAUUAAAUGAUAAAGAGAAGGAAGAGUCUGAGAGUAUCAAUGUGGAAGAAAAAUCAGAUGAUCACAUUGAAGCAUCGUCAGAAAUAAAGCACAAAAGUGUAAAGUUGGUAGUUCCAAGUCCCGAGAGAAAACAGAUGACUCCUGACGUAAAUGUUACACCGAAAGCAUCCACAGCAGAUGAUGAAACUAUGUCAAAACGGAGAAGUUCCUCUCGUAGGAAAAAAAGCCUUCCAAGAACUCCAACGCCUGCAGUUCGAAGAACAAGAUCUACCCUUUCCGAGACGUAUGGAUCGGAUAUGGAUAAAAUUGAGGAAUCAAUAGAAGAAGAAGCUGAGAGUGAAUCUAAUCAAAUUUUAAAUCCAGAAGAGGAAGGAACACCAAAGAAAAAAGGUUCUCUGAAUGAAGAGCCUUUAAGCCCUUCAAGUUUGCCAUGUAAGUUAGACUUAUCUGAUUCACAAGAUGAAGAUGAGAAAGACGAAAACAAUGCGAAGCCUGAUUAUGAUAAAAUUGAAAUCGAAGUAAUGGAUACUGAAACAGCCGAGGAAAAAGAGGAUAGUGACAAGGAAUCGUUAGAACCUUCCUAUGAUAAUGAAGUGUACGAAGAAAAAUCAGAGGACACUAUGGAAACUGGAACUUCCAAUAGUGAAGAAAAUGGGAAAGAAUCAGAAUCGGAGGUAAUUGAUACUAACAAAUUAACAAAGAAGGAAAGAGAUGAGGUCAGAGCAAGACGUCGAUCAAGCUUUAGUGUUCGAGAGGAGACUACUAAAACUCCAAAUGCUUCUCGCAUGGUUGCAAUGAGAGCCAUUAAAGGAGUAAAUAUACACAAACCAAAAGCGCCAAAAACGGAUAAAAGACAGUCUAAAACACCUAAAACACUAUGGUCACACGUAAUUACUAAAGGAUUGGAUGAAGCGGCUUUCAAAACAGAAGAAUUAAAUAAAACAGAAAAAUUAACAUCGAAAGUAAAAUCUAAGAAAAGUCGAAUGGAGAAAGAAAUAUCUAAAACCCCCGCUAAUAUUCGUAUGAAAUUGGGUGCAGCUGCUUCUACUGGUCAUGCGGAAUCACCAUCAACUAUUUACAUUAAUAAGAAAAUUUCAAGCCAUAUAAAGUUAAAUGAUACUGAUAGUAACACUAGUAGUAGUGAGAUUUCCUACUCUGACCUACCACCAACCCCAGAUCCUCCAAGUAGUCCGAAUGUAUCACCGCUGUCUGUAUGUAGAAAAAGUACAUCUCCUUCUACUUCAGCGAUGCUAAGAACUGUAGAGGAAGGAACUGUUACAAUUUCGGCAUCUCCAAAAUUAAUUUCUCAAAAGAAUGAAGAAGAAACUAAAACAGAAGAUGUUUACUAUUAUGGUGUCAGGGAAGUGUUCAAUCCCAAAAAUGAAAAGACUCCCAGAGUAAUAAGAAUUAAAGAGCUCUUCUCGUCAAACGAAGACGAAGUUCGCCAAUCGCCUAAACUGAAUGGUUUAAGAAAUUUGCUUUUAACUCCAAAAAUUAAAGCUUCUAUUAAUGAUAUCGAGAAAAAUUACGUGGGCAUUAAAGAAUUACUUCACGAAGAAUCGAUUCAGAAUUCUCCAGUUUUAAUAGGAGUAAAAGAGUUGCUGAAAGUCGACAAAGAAAAGGUUGAUAAAGAAUUGGAUAUUCGCCCACUAUUUCAAGAGGAUGAAACAGUGCAAAAUUCACCAGAUUUAAGAGGUAUUAGGGAGAUGUAUUUGGAGCAGACUAAGGAUUCGGAUAUAGAUGACAGUGUCCUAGAAAGUAUCCCAACGAUGUUCGAAAGGAACGGGCCGCCGAUAGAAAUGCAGGAUCUUGAAGAUGAUAAUUCUUCUAGCACGAUGAACGAGGACGCUUCGUCGCCAACAAAAAGUGAUCAGAAAAGAAAUGUACGUUUCGCUGAGUUUAAUGAAGUUUUCCCAGUAACUCCACAUAAAUUAAAAAGAUCUGAGAGAGUAAAAAAUAUGCAGGUAUCCCCCGAAGAGGAGGAGGAAGAUCCUAUGGAGGAGUUUGACGAGCAGCCGAAGCCAAAGAAGAAAAGGGUAGCUAAGGGUAGGGGUAGAAAGGCUAAAGUCAAGAGCGCUUCAGAUGAAGAUACAGAGACUAAAUCAGUAAAGAAAGCGAACACGCGACGAAAAAAGAUACAGGAAAAAGACGAUAAGUAUAACAAAACUGAAGAAAAUGAAUUAAUUGUAGAUAAAAAUAAAAAUGCUGAGUUGGAGGAAGAAAAGAAAGAAAAUUCGCCUUCAAAAGUUGAGGAAACACCUAUAGUAGAACAAAUUUUAACGAAAGAGGACAAAAAUGAAGAAAAAGAUAACGAGGAAUCGAGUAAAAAUAUCGAGAAAAUUCCUGAAAAAAUUGAGAAAAAGAAGCAAACGCGUCGCAAAGUUAAAGCUAAAGCUAUGGAGGAAGACGUAAUUGACAAACAGAGUACCGAAAAAGAGGAAAACUCUGAAAAAGAUCUACCUUUGUCAACGCCUCAAAAAGAUCCCAAGGUUACUAAAUUAACAGAUAAACUAGCUGAUUCUCCAGCUCGCAAUACUCGACGACGAGCAAAAAUGCUAAAAGACGAGGAAAGCCUUGAUUCAGGAUCUGUGAAGAAAGCUAAUAAAGUUUUAGAACUACCUGAUGAUUCUGAGCCUGUCAAUAAACGAGUAAGCAAAAGAAACCUCAAAGAAGCCGAUACCAAAGUGAAGAAAGCUGGAAGGUCUAAAACACAUAUGGAAUCAAAAGAUGAAGCAGACUGCGUUGAAGAACCUAAGAAGAAGAGUCGAAUUGUAAGAAAAAAUAAAAAGGUAUCUAUCCCUGAUGAAGUGAUAGUGAUCUCUGAUACGGAAGAUACACUAGCAGAAGUAAAAAAGAAAGCUCCUCGUAGAACAGCAAGAAAGCCUGCUUCUGAGAAAAUGACCGAAGAAGACUCAACAGAGAUGGAAAAACCAACAUCGAAAGCAGAUAAAUAUGUCGAUAAUAGUACAUCAAAAUCGCCAAAUGAAAAAUUUAAAGGUAGAAAGAGAAAGAAUAUAGAGCCGAUUAUAUCGUCAGAGAAGGACUUGACCGAUUCCGUAUCUCCAUCACAGUCGAAAAAAACAACAAGAGGUGGCAAGCAAACCAAAAAUAUUUUGCCUGAAGAGGUUGCUGAGCACGAAGACGAAAGUAAGCAAAAGAAAGCCCCAGCCAGAGGUAAAAGAAAAGCCAAGAUGGAGAGUCAGGAAGUGGUUCCAGAUAAAAUUGAAGAAGAUAAGAAGAGGCCUGUAAGAAGCUCUAAAAGAUCAAAGCCUACUGUUGCUGUAAUAUCGGAGGAGGAGGAGCAUGGAAAGACCUCAGUGAAAAAAUCGUCGACGAAAGGAAGAAAGAGAAAACCUUCCGGGGAUGAAUUGGAAACUCGGUCCAUCAAGCAAAAAACAACUGAAGAAGUGCAGGAAAAGCCUAGAGGAAGAGGGCGACCGAGAAAGCAGAAAUAG